AAGCUGAUCGGCAAGGAACGGGUAUAUUCCAUCGUGGUUUCCCAGUAUAUCCGGGUGAUAUAUGGCUUGGGGGCCGAGGAGAAACCCCACUGGUCCAUAGUCAUCAUCACCGACGAGCGGAACUUGAAGGGGCGCAUGUACCAGAUUGUCACUGGCAGCCCCGGGAGCAUACGCAAUGGGACAACUUGGGAGCUCGCUACCAGCGACAAGGCGUCCUUGUACAAGUCCUCCAAAUGUCUUGGAGGUGUCCGCAUCGGGAGCGUCAGAGAGGGGCAGAUGGAUAGCCUGAACAAAGAAAUCCGUCGAAACAUCCCGGUGCCGAAGUCCAAGGACUGGAACUGCCGUGAUUGGGUCAUGGAGUGCAUCGAGAUUAUGCAGGAAAAUGGAUGGGCGGACCACAGACUCCGGCGUCAGGAGGACUUGUUUCCUGCGAUGAAGCAAGCAAGC
This is a messenger RNA of Trametes versicolor FP-101664 SS1, 447 nucleotides long. RefSeq lists its product as uncharacterized. The annotation marks the transcript as partial. NCBI's taxonomy places the organism in Eukaryota, Fungi, Basidiomycota, Agaricomycetes, Polyporales, Polyporaceae. The record is from RefSeq and is a predicted model, not a curated record. The transcript has 2 exons.